UGCGGGCUUUUCCCCUCCAGCCGCACGCUUGUCUUUGACAGUCCUGCUAACCUCCUCCAGCCGGACACGUUAAGCUCCUCUCGCCUCUGAUCUCAUUUAUUACCCCGGAGCCCGAGCCUCCAGGAGCGGACAGACCUCCGGCGGCGUUUCACUCCUUCUGUUCGCGGCUGACAAGACGCCAAGAUGUCCAAAGACACGGAAGGAAAGAGUGAGAAGAUCAUGGACAUGGAGAGCAAGGUGCUGUGGUACCCGGACUCCAAGAAGAACACCCAGAUGGACAAGUUCAGGAUGCAGGUCAACAAGGACUGCGGGCUUAAUCUGGUAAACUACAGUGACCUGUACCAGUGGUCGGUGGACCGUUACCCAGAGUUCUGGGCUCAGGUGUGGCGCUUCUGUGGAGUAGUGAGCUCUAAACCUUACGAGGAGGUGGUGGAUGCAUCCAAACGGAUAUCCGACGCUCCCGAAUGGUUCAGAGGCGCUCGGCUGAACUACGCCGAGAACCUGCUCAAGCAUGCGGACCAGGACAAAGUGGCUCUCUAUGCUGCCAGGGAAUCAAAAGGCGAAAUAGUCAAGGUGACGUUCGGCGAACUGCGGCGAGAUGUGGCGCUGUUCGCUGCCGCCAUGAGGAAGAUGGGCAUCCAGACUGGAGACAGGGUGGUUGGUUACCUUCCCAACGGCGUCCAUGCAGUGGAGGCCAUGCUGGCAGCGGCGAGCAUCGGCGCCAUCUGGAGCUCCACGUCCGUCGACUUCGGAGUCAACGGCGUCCUCGACAGGUUCUCCCAAAUCCAGCCGAAGCUGAUCUUCUCUGUAGCCGCUGUGGUUUAUAACGGCAAGACACACGACCACAUGGAGAAGCUGACCAGCGUGGUCAAAGGUCUGCCUGAUCUGCAGAAGGUUGUUGUGAUCCCCUACGCUCGCACCAGACAGGAAACCGACCUCUCCAAGAUCCCCAACAGCAUGUUCCUGGAGGAUUUCUUGGCGUCGGGCCGCGGGGAGGCCGACCACUUCCCCCAGCUGGAGUUCGAGCAGCUUCCAUUCAAUCACCCUCUCUUCAUCAUGUACUCGUCUGGAACCACCGGCGCCCCCAAGUGCAUGGUGCACUCGGCCGGGGGAACUCUUAUCCAGCACCUGAAGGAACACAUUCUCCACGGGAACAUGAGCAGCAGCGACGUUAUCAUUUACUACACAACGACCGGCUGGAUGAUGUGGAACUGGCUGGUGUCCUCUCUGGCUGUGGGAGCUUCGGUGGUUUUAUACGACGGUUCACCACUGAUGCCGACACCCAACGUGCUGUGGGACCUGAGCGACCAGCUGGGCAUCACUAUCUUCGGCACCGGGGCCAAGUGGCUCUCAGUGCUGCAGGAGAGGAACCUGAAACCCUCUGAAACACACAACCUGCAGUCCCUCCACACCAUCCUGUCCACCGGAUCUCCUCUCAAGCCCCAGAGCUACGACUACGUCUACCGCUGCAUCAAGAGCAACGUGCUGCUGGGCUCCAUCUCAGGCGGGACAGACAUCGUGUCCUGUUUCAUGGGGCAGAACCCAACAGUUCCAGUGUAUCGAGGCGAGAUCCAGACAAGAAAUCUGGGCAUGCCUGUGGAGGCCUGGGGCCUCGAUGGUAAGCCAGUGUGGGGGGAGAGUGGCGAGCUGGUGUGUUUGAAGCCCAUCCCCUGCCAGCCAACACACUUCUGGAACGACGAGAACGGCAGCAAAUACCACAAAGCAUAUUUCUCAACAUAUCCUGGUGUGUGGGCGCAUGGAGACUACUGUAAAAUCAACCCAAAGACAGGAGGCAUCGUCAUGCUGGGCAGAAGCGACGGCACGCUCAACCCCAACGGAGUCCGAUUUGGCAGCUCGGAGAUCUACAACAUUGUCGAGGCCUUCGAGGAGGUGUCCGACAGCCUCUGCGUCCCCCAGUACAACGCAGACGGAGAGGAGCGGGUCAUCCUGUUCCUAAAGAUGGCGCAGGGUCGUCCCUUCAGCCCGGAGCUGGUGGCGAAGAUCCGCGGCGCCAUCAGGAAGGCGCUGUCCGCCCGCCACGUCCCCGCCCUGCUGCUGGAGACCAGAGACAUUCCCUACACCAUCAGCGGGAAGAAGGUGGAGGUGGCCGUGAAGCAGGUGAUCGCCGGGAAAGAGGUGCCACAGCGAGGAGCCUUCUCCAACCCGGACUCGCUGGACCUCUACAAAAACAUUCCCGAACUGCAAAACUAUUAGUCAGGAGAGGGCCGGGCUUAGUCUUUAAAUAAAAUUAAUUGAGGUUUGUGAUGGUGGGAGGACGUUCAGAGUUCAUGGAGAGGGGGAAAAAAAAGUAACAAACAUUAAUGGUACUGUUAAUAUUAAGAAAUGUGUUUGUAUAUAUGAUGGUGAGUUGAGAGUAUUGAUUAGAACGGGAGGUUUGUGUUUCAUCAGUCAUCUUGCCGCUGCUGGAUCCAAUACGACGCGCACGAGCCUCCAAAGACGAACAUUUCGCACCGAGCGCUUCGCCCCCAAAAAACCCAGAAGCUGCUUCUGAUCGGGUCCAAGAAGAUUAGCAUCUCAGCUAGCUGUGGCUAACAUCACCUCGUCGUCGCCGUGUGCCGCGUACUGCUUCAUUCAUGUGUAUAUUUCUAUAUAUAUGAAUUUAUUUUUGGGGGGGACUGUGGAAUUGCGCUGACGCUGUAUUUAUGCAUUAAACCGGUGAACCAAAGCGGGUCGAGGGCGGCGUACGGCUGCAGUUGUCGUUUGUUUACAUGUAGCAGGGAUGACGGGACAGAGUCAGCGAAGGCAUCAGGAUUAACUCAGCUCGCCGUGUUGAUCCUGUUCAAUGCAAACUCAUUGUAUGUAUUUAAUUACUGUUCGUUACAUGUUUGUCAAAACUCUACAAAAAAAAAAAGAAAAACCUUGAUCUGUAUUUUAUAAGUGAAAGUUUUAUCUGGAUUUAGCUUCCACGUUGGUGCCGGUGAAGAUGCAGCGCAGCAGCAGUUCAGGUUACUGUUCAGUGAGUAAAUCAUUAUUCACUGUGGAUUCAUUCCUAAUGGGAAGAUGUGAGAAGGCUGUUUAAUGUGGAAAUCUUUGAAU
This is a messenger RNA of Salarias fasciatus (jewelled blenny), 3057 nucleotides long. RefSeq names its product acetoacetyl-CoA synthetase (gene aacs). The transcript is spliced from 18 exons. The record is from RefSeq and is a predicted model, not a curated record. Gene Ontology annotation, molecular function: acetoacetate-CoA ligase activity. The coding region runs from base 184 to 2214 and encodes 676 amino acids. Gene Ontology annotation, biological process: positive regulation of insulin secretion; lipid metabolic process. Lineage: Eukaryota; Metazoa; Chordata; Actinopteri; Blenniiformes; Blenniidae.